AUGGGGCCUCGCGACCGGCUGCCGGGGCUCCUCAUUGGAGGAGCGGGGAGACCAGCGAGUAGAGGGCCCCUGGAGGGAGCCGCCGAGGUUGAGGUCCCGGAGGCCGGGCUACGCCGAGACCUGCGCGUGAGCAGCUGCGGCGGCGGCAGCAUCCAGCGGCGGUGCCAGCAGUUCCAGCCCGUUGCUUUACUUUUCAGCUGCACGAAUACAGUCAUUAUGCCGAAGAGAAAGUCUCCAGAAAAUACAGAGGGCAAGGAUGGAUCCAAAGUAACUAAACAGGAGCCCACCAGACGGUCUGCCAGGUUGUCAGCGAAACCUGCUCCCCCCAAACCUGAACCUAAACCAAGAAAAACAUCUGCUAAGAAAGAACCAGCAACAAAGGUUAGCAAAGGUGUUAAAGGGAAGAAGGAGGAGAAGCAGGAAGCUGGGAAGGAAGGUACCGCAGCACCGGCUGAAAAUGGUGACACUCAAGCUGAAGAGAUCCACAUCUCUCGCUCAACUGUUAAUGUCUCAGCCUCCAGAGGUACCCCACCCAGCACACUGUCAGUAAAGGGGCAGAUUGAAACAGUGAGAGUUAAGGGUACAGUAGACAAUUCUGCACGUUUGCAGUGA
This is a messenger RNA of Rangifer tarandus platyrhynchus (Svalbard reindeer), 612 nucleotides long. NCBI's taxonomy places the organism in Eukaryota, Metazoa, Chordata, Mammalia, Artiodactyla, Cervidae. The record is from the annotation of a GenBank genome assembly.